AUGAACAACGAUGACGUACCGCCCCCGGCGAUGGGUGAAGUUAAGAAGGCCAUUAAUCAGUUCAAGAACCACAAAGCAGCUGUUUUUCAGUACUUCAGUCAGUCGUACUGCACAUGUAUCGUUGGAUAUGGAACAGAGAGUGUAUUUUAUCCGAAACAUCAACAUCCAACGAUUUGGAUAAGCAUAGCUGAAGCAAACGAAGAUGUUCUUCUGACCAGUAUCGAAAAUGGUUGUCAAUCUUUCGUUCUGACCAACGAUGCUGCGUCACAGUUCCUGGAUCGAUUUCAAUAUAUUCAUGAUCGAACGAUGCAACAUUUUCCGAAUAAGAAAGUCAUCAUUCUCAUCAGUUCCGAAUCUAACCAUUCUGCAAUGGAACAUUUGAUCAAACAUAAGGUCAUUCACGAUGUGCCAAGUUUAUUAUUCCUAUUUCCAGCCAGUACAGAUCGUAUUGAUCUGUUUACGAAUAGAUUUACGAGUCGUGAGAAUUUCCAUGAUUUGAUCCUCCUUGAUAGCUAUAUUCCCUCGCAGGAUGUUUUCCUCAUUGGGAACAACCUUUUUCAAGAUAAACUGAACGAUCUGGAGGGGAAAUUCGUGCGUUUGGCUAUAUUCAAUUACUCACCAUACACUCUUUGGAAUGAGGUGUAUCCAACGGAUAAUUUCAAUGCAUAUUACAACCAGAAACCAGUUCUACACACAGAUGGUACCGAAUCAAAAGUGUUCUUGGAGUUCUGCGCUAAAUUCAAUUGUAGCCUUGAUAUAUCCUUGGACGAAACCGGAGAAUGGGGCGAAAUUUUCGACAAUCGAACAGGAAAUGGAAUUAUAGGGGCAGUUGUCGAACGUAGAGCUGACGUAGGCGUGGGCGCGCUGUAUUCAUGGUUCCAUGAAAGUAUGUUUCUGGCAUUGUCUAAGCCAAUUUCCAGAACUGGAGUAACCUGUAUUACGCCAAAACCAAGUCUGCUGAGUGGAUGGAUGACCCCGAUUCUGCCAUUCUCCAAAUAUUUGUGGAUUGCCGUUCUGGCGACGUUUGUGAUUUCGACCAUAAUCCUGCUCUUCAUGAAUUAUGUGGUGUACAAUGUGAUGCUGAAAACUAAUCAUCGGUUAGAUGUGUCUGAAUCAUUCAUGGUAGUCGGCAGCAUUUUCAUUCUGCAAACAGUCCUGCUACGAAUCAACCGCAACAAAUUCGUUUCACAGAUGGUUCUCUUUGCGUCAGUUCUUUUUGUAGGUCUUAUGGUGGGAAACGCGUAUAGUGGAGGAUUGUCUAGUGUUAUGACAAUCCCGCGCUACGAGCCACCAAUCGAUACAAUACAAGAAUUGGCUGACAGCGAUAUGAUCUGGGCGUCUACACAUGAUGCUUGGAUUUUUUCGAUCCUCAUGGCAACACAACCAACAAUUAUUAAACUGCUACAAAAUUUCCAGACCCAUACGAAAGAGGUCCUGCAUGGACAUACUAAAAGAAGAGAUAUCAGCUACAGCAUCGAACGGUUACCAUAUGGACACUUUGCCAUCGGCGAAUACAUUGAUGAAGAGGCAUCACAUGAUUACCAUCUGAUGGUAGAGGAUAUAUACUGGGAGAACUGCGUGGCCAUGUCCACCAAAACGUGGCCCAUGAUAGAACGCUUGGAUGAGCUAAUUCUGGCCAUUUUCCAAAGCGGCAUACAACGCUAUUGGGAGCAACAGGUAGUUUCAGAAUACGCCAACGGUAGGGUACAACUGGCUAUAGCCACAUCUCGCCAUCGGGAUAGCAGUGGACCAAUAAAACUGCAACCAUCUCAUCUGCUGGGCGCGUUCCUUCUGCUAGCUAUCGGAUUGGUUAGUGGUUUUUUUGUAUUCUUGCUCGAAGUGAUAUACAGCAAUUUGCAACAAAGGAAAUGGAAAACAUCAAAAAAGCAUGUGUGCAUAACACAGCUAGAAUAUUAGGUUAUUUCAAUCAUUCCUUUCCGGAGUAGUUCCUCUUCGUCCAAGGACAUUCGCACCCGUUGCCACAAACUUUAUGAACGUUUCCAUGGUUUGGCCAUGAUUUUUAUUGAGUCCCGCAUAACAAAAAUGGGAAUAGUAGUUUCAGUUGUAGAUUAAUGUUAGCCGCAGAAAUAGUUAUAAUUAUACCUCUUAUUAGUCUGGGUUACACAAAAACGGAAUUUUAUUUCUAGGGUAGAGGUUUAUUUAGCUUACUAAAGCUUAAUACUAACUUAAUAUAAGUAAAUGAGCCUAUGAAUCGUGUUCAGAACGAUGUUAUAUGGGUUCUGUUCACAUUGAAUGUGAAUA
Toxorhynchites rutilus septentrionalis is the source of this 2262-nucleotide messenger RNA. Its product is annotated as glutamate receptor ionotropic, delta-1-like. Gene Ontology annotation, cellular component: membrane. The transcript is spliced from 4 exons. Gene Ontology annotation, molecular function: ligand-gated monoatomic ion channel activity. Bases 1 to 1917 code for a protein of 638 amino acids. NCBI's taxonomy places the organism in Eukaryota, Metazoa, Arthropoda, Insecta, Diptera, Culicidae. The record is from RefSeq and is a predicted model, not a curated record.